UACAGUCUAGCUAGAGCUUAAAUAUAUUAAACUCAAAAGCAAUUCAACUGUAUGCAAAAAGCAGCCAAUCGUUUAUACUACUAUCAUAAUUAGGUUAAAGUUAAAGUUUCAGAUAAAAUAAAACCAUGAAGUUUUUUUUGUUAGUUGCUCUCUUUGGGUUGACAUAUGCCCAGGAUCCACGAUGCGCUGCUCCAGGCUACUUUCAAGCCAGAGUAAGAUCGUACGAUCACGAAACCAACUACUUCCGUGAUGGUAGAUUUUCAUAUGAUGCGCAUGAGCAAAGAGUGCGCAUGGUGGAAGUACUUCAGGAAAAUGCGACUCGGCCACAGCGUGACGAACUAAUUCUCCACAGAGAAAAAAAACGUUACGUGGUUGAUCUUCAUACUCGCAAGUGCAACGUGUCCACCGUUGACUUUCAUUUCCACCCUAUAUCGGUUGACGAACCAGCUCGGUUUCUUGGUUAUUCGAUCGUUGGAACACUGGAUGAACCUGAGAUGGGGAUGAUGGUUGGUUCGUGGCAUCAUAGAAGCGAAGGAAAUGACAUCAGAGGCAAUUUGACUCAAUCUUUCACGAGAGAUGAAUGCAUCCCUGUUUCUGAAGUUUUCUACGGCGAAACGGUUAAGGAUCAUCAGAUGUUGCACUUUCAUAGAACAUACUUCGACGUCACAUUGGGGCUGGAUAGCGCUAAUGUAUUCGACAUACCAAAAGAAUGCAUCCACAGAAAAUGAGCUGAUAUUUAAAAGGCGCAUAAAUGACGAUUUUAAUUAUGUAAUUUAUGUUUCUACUGUUAAUUGUAUCAUAUUAACAUUGAAAUUGAUAUUUCCAACGAUUAAAACAGAAUUGCGCUAGUCAA
This is a messenger RNA of Ciona intestinalis (vase tunicate), 853 nucleotides long. RefSeq names its product mammalian ependymin-related protein 1. Gene Ontology annotation, cellular component: lysosome; extracellular region. Gene Ontology annotation, molecular function: calcium ion binding. The record is from RefSeq and is a predicted model, not a curated record. Gene Ontology annotation, biological process: cell-matrix adhesion. Lineage: Eukaryota; Metazoa; Chordata; Ascidiacea; Phlebobranchia; Cionidae.